GACGUUUCUUUGGUUUUGGGUCGGUGGAUUUCUCAGAGACAGAAGAGGGGGCCACAUAUACACACCAUAUCUGACCGUCACUACUCUUUUCUUCUUCUCACCCAUACAUUUGCAUGUUCUCUCCUUUUCUUCUAAAUUCUACCAUCCACGACUCUUUCUCUCUCUCCGUCUCCCUCUAUAUCUGCAUUUAUUGCACAAUCUCUCUGCCUUAAGCAUUUAUAACAAUCACGAUAUCCUCAAACCGUCAUCACUCUCUCUAUCUCUAUAUAUAUAUUUGCAUAUUGCAACCGUCGGUUAUAACCGAACUCAUCUCUUUGGUCGUUACUAUUCGUAUAGAUAUGUUGAGGACUACUUGCUUUUAUUUCCUUUUUAUCGUUUUUGUCAUCCUUUCUCGGACUUGCUUAUGCGAUUCUCGCCGCCUUGGACCCACGGAGAAGAAGCUUGGUGUGAAUCGUGAUCGCGAUGCAGAGAACAAAGAAGAGGUAGCAAAAUUAGAAGCUCCGACAACAAACGAGACGAAAACCUUUUCAAGCGAAGCACCGAUCGAAAAUGCCAAAGUUAAUCAUGGUGAGAUCAAUGGCAAGAGUACGAAGGACGAUCGCAGAGGAAAACGAGCUUCAGUAGACAGAACGGUGUCGUCUAAAAUAGUCUCGAGAACUUGGAAAGUUCCCAAAUAUUCAAAGAAGCAGCCAAGAUCAGAUCAAGAACAUCCCGGAUUCAAUCUCGAUUAUAUGCAGCCAACCACGCACCCGCCUCAUCAUAAUUAACUCUUUUUAUUGGUCAUGCAAUAACACGAGAAAUUUUCAUAUUGUGUUUUUAUUAUAUAUAUAAUAUAAUAACUAAAGUCACGAAGAAUGUUCACAUUUUGACUCGUGUAAUAGGUCAAAACGACCUAGCUAGUUUUAAGCUUCAUAAUCAAAAUACGUAUCUUAGAUUAGUAUUAAUUUCUUGAUAUUGUCCAAUACUAUUACGUUUGCAUUUCUUGAUUUUGUGACUAUAUCACGCUUUCAUGCGCAUUUAUCGC
This is a messenger RNA of Thlaspi arvense, 1024 nucleotides long. The record is from the annotation of a GenBank genome assembly. Lineage: Eukaryota; Viridiplantae; Streptophyta; Magnoliopsida; Brassicales; Brassicaceae.